CUUUAAAAGGGCUAGGCUGAACUGAAACUCAAUAUCAUUACAAGUAUGGCAAGCAAUUCUACUAGCCCAGAAUCCUCCUCGGACACCUCUGUAUUGGAAGACAUGGAUAGUUCCCCAGUGAUGACAGUGACUGGAAGGGAUAUCAAGAUAAUGUACAGACAAAGAUGCCCAGAGGUGCUUUUCCGAAACGAAUUUGUAUCCCGGAAUCCAUGGGACGAUCCAGUUGGCCCACAAACCACGUACUUUCCAGACAACCCUCUCCCAGCUACUAUUCCAAUCAGAAAAUUGGUACACAUUACCCACCCCACAGAGGCAGGUGGCAUUGAGAAAGAGGGAGACUCUCACUUCAAGUUUAUUCCAAGAAUGAAGUACGGAAAAUCUUAUGAGCCUAACCAAGGAGGAGGAUACGGUGAAACUUAUGAGAAAAAAGCUGAUGGAAAUUAUGAAGAAAUUCAGUACACAGAUUCAGUGUUUCCAGGCUAUCUCUCUUGGUGGGGGAUCGAUGUGCGAGACAGCUGGCAUGAAGGUAGGAGCAUCGUUUCAUGGAAUGAACGUAAUGGUCGAUAUGUUCCCGGCUAUCUUGCUACUAAGCCACAGUCCCCCUAUGGCAGUGUAGCGUUCAGUAUUGAGCUAUCGGACAUACUGAAGUAUUACAAGAGAGCAAGGAAGAGCGAUCAAGGAGCUGAAGUGUGCUUAAAAGUGGGUGGAACCCUACGAUAUCGACACGAAAUUUGCUAUGUGGUCAUUGUCUGCUUAAAGGAUGAUGAACUCGGAGACAUGCCAAGAAGGAUUGCAGGACAUAAAUUCCCUCAAUUUGUGUCCAAUGGUCUAGUUGACAACAAAGGAAUAGUGAUUGACCGCAACAUGACACCUGAAUUUAUAGCUACCAAUAUUAUCAAAUCCGCUAGAAACGACAAUGGGAAACCCAAGAGAGGACAAAGGUACGCUUGGGAUAACUACAGCUGGGAGCAGCUUGUUUUUGCAUUCUACUUUCCAACCGGAGGAGAAAAUCUUGUGUGUAAAGGAGUCACCAAAACAAGUUAUGAGCAUUUUGAUGAAAAUUGUCAGAAAUGCAAGAACACUACACCGAUGGAUUAGAUUCGUUAUAAUUAU
This is a messenger RNA of Halichondria panicea, 1113 nucleotides long. RefSeq lists its product as uncharacterized. The record is from RefSeq and is a predicted model, not a curated record. NCBI's taxonomy places the organism in Eukaryota, Metazoa, Porifera, Demospongiae, Suberitida, Halichondriidae. The transcript has 2 exons. Bases 46 to 1098 code for a protein of 350 amino acids.